Caenorhabditis auriculariae is the source of this 898-nucleotide messenger RNA. The record is from the annotation of a GenBank genome assembly. NCBI's taxonomy places the organism in Eukaryota, Metazoa, Nematoda, Chromadorea, Rhabditida, Rhabditidae.
AUGUGCUCGGGGGACGAGAGCGAAGGAGGCGGCGGCGGUGGUGGUUGUGGGCAAAAGAUAAAAGGAUUUGAUAGGAGAAGGCGGGUUCAGCAGCUGCCACCUGAGAGCCGACGGGAGCACGACGUGAGCUCCGGCUCUCGAGUUCAGACUUUCGAGUUCGAACCGGUCAGCUCCAAAUGGUUCUGGUUACCUCCAUCAGAAUCGGAAGUUCCUAGUUUUGGGCGGAACUUGAUGAUAGAAGUACACUCUAUUCUAGAAAAUGCAUGGCGAAAUCCUGCUUUUUUCUAAAACAGUCCUGGCAUCUUGAGUAAGCGCUGAAGGGUUGUAAAACCUCUUAAGUAAUUACUGAAUUGUUAUAAGUUUCAUGAGACUGCGUGGGAGCACAGGACACUGAUAUUUGGGCUCUAGAUAUCAUAAAGCUAAACAGGAGCGGAAAGAGUUCCAAAAAAGUGUCUGAAAACUAUAGUUCGGGUAAUUCCAAACCUUGACUCUCAUUAAGCAACGCAAGGCGAGAUAAGAAGAGGGUGUGAGUAAUUAGAAAAAAAAACAAUCUUGAAUUGUUGGAAAGCGGAGAGAUUCAGUUAACCCAUUCGUUUUUGACGAAAAGGGGAACUUUUCAAUCAAAACUUCAGGCAGAUUGGAAUAACUAACCUGAAAGGAGACCUCCGACUCUGCACAGAUAUCUUUAGGAGAGGUUGUGUUUAUUAAAAAUACAUUUUUUUCAAAAUGAAGAUAUCUCAACCUACCCAAAGGUCUCGUAAAUAAAAGUUCUGAUAAAAAAGUACCGAUUCCGAGUCGCAAGACUUCCUAACCUAGCCAAAGCCUUCAGAAAACAUCUCUCACCAGAAAAAGGCCCGGUUCCAAGAUACAAGACCCCAAUGAAAAGGCAAUCAACUAA